CGACUGCUUUACGUUUAUAUACACUUCGAGUACCGAAUGGUAUGGAGAAUGAAUGGUAUGAAUGGCCUGGAGAGACGUUGAGCAGGAGAGUGAAGGAGAGUAAAGCAGUAAAGGCUUGUCGCGUAUAAUAAGCCCGAAACAUCUGUAUGCUUUGAAAUCGCAGAAUCGUUUUAAUCGUACUUAGUACUUAAAUCAAACCAUAAACAGUGUACUCCACACACUAUUGUCCUCUGUUAGCUGAUUUUCUGAUAAGCUUUAAGCUUGUGCUCGAUAAGACGAGAACGCUCUUAUGACAGUUCAUUCUUCUCCGGAGUAUAGGGAGUACAGAAACACAGCUUGGCUCCAAGGUCAAGGUAUAUUAAAUAAUAGGUAGCGCCUUCCAUGGAGAGUCUUCUGUUGGAAAGCAGAUCCGCAAAAACACCAACCCCAAAGAGAGCCACGGAGAGCACGAUGAAUCGGUUAUUAUUCCACUCCAAAAGAGGCCGCUCUCUAGGAUAGCCUCACCUUGUAAACAUAAAACUGAAUUAUGCUCAGAGCAGAUCGAUCUGCCCUGUAGUCGUGCCUCUACGUGCGAUCGUUUUCAUGCGUUCGGCUCCUGCUUCGGCUUCGGCUUCGGCUUUGGUGCUCUUCGGCUGGCUUCGACCGCGUCUUGUAUAUUGGUGGGGAUUGGAUUUGGAGCCCAGAUUUUCAGUCUAUCUUCAGCAGCGAUGCCUCAAAGUUCGGUUCGCGCUUUUCCUUUCCUCUGGUAUCGCAUUUAAAGUCCCGUUACGUGAAUGCACCAAAAUUAACUGCAGUGCUGCCAAAAAAAAAAAUAAAAUAAAAAUAAAAAAGAGAGGAAAAAGUCAUAAAUACAGCAACAAAAUCUCUCGGUUUGCUCUUUGCGCAACAUUUUGUGGCAGGCGUGAAAUGAGAAAUACUUACAACAAAAAACGGACCUAAACAACACGAAGCAAUCAAUCAGGCCAUCAACCAGUCCGGUGAGGCUUGUCGCAAACUGGGGCUGGAGUGGGAGCUGCUCUCCCCUGUCAUUGCCGUCAUCUGUGGGAGAAAGCCACCGCCGCUGCGUCUGCCACAUAAUUCAAUCAAGCGCAACACGAGCAGCAGACUAGCAGCAGCAAUAACCAAUAACCAAUACCCAAUAGCAAAUAACCAUUGCGGACCAACCACUGACCAGCGACGCCUAGAGAGCAGGCCGCGGAUCAGCACCGAUCAGAGGUGACUUGAACUGGAAUCGAAACUCCAACUGGAGCUGGGAUCUGGGAGCUGGAGGCUGGGACUUGGAAGCUGGAGCUGGAGGCGACACUGUCUGCAUUGGCUUAGUCAGUCAGUGAGUCAGACACUCGAACCUAUAGUCAUAGUUAUAGUCACGACUCCACCAACAACACCACCACCACCACCACCACCACCGUAUCUCCAAGACUACAUACUAUCGCCAUUGCCAGCGACAUCGUCAGCUGAAGUCAGCUUCACUGGGUCUUCGAUCGUGGUGGCUGUGUUUGUUGUCCGGCAGGUUCACAAAUAAGUGAAAGUGAAUUUGUUUAUUGUAUAUUUCGCUAUUACCAAAGCGAACGAGACGAGACGAGACGCAUAACACCAUUGAGACAACACAAUACAACACAAUACAGGCAACAGGAACCUGUGCGAGUGUAUGGUAACUGCAACUACAAUAACAUCAUCCUCAUCCUCAACCAGAAAGCCGAGCAAUGCUCACUAGAUCAAAGCAAUUCCAUUGAAAGACAAGAUCAAGAUCGUGUCACCGUGUACGUGUCGAUUGGAAUUUCGAUCAAUGAGAGCGUUGUAGAAGAGCUACAACAACAAGAACUGCAACGACAACUAUCGCGACAACCAGAGGCAACAUGCUAAAUGUGUGCUAUCUGCUGCUGCUACUGCUGACGGCAUCGCUGUGCCACGCGGAAAAUGCGAUCGCCCAGGAAGUGAGCAAUGUUGGCACGCCCACGCAUGCAUCGUAUGGAAACUUUACGGAGCUGUCGCGAGCGGUGCGGGACUCGCUGUUGGAGCACGAGGAACGCCAACGUGAGAGCCAGCGACAUGGACACCGCUCGAAACGGGGAGUUAAGCGAGUGUGCUACGGGGAGCUCGGGUGCUUCGAGGAUUCAGGCCCGUUCGCCUACCUGGAGAUGCUGCCGUCCCCGCCGGAGGAGAUCAACACCAAGUUUUAUUUCUACUCAACGCGCCAGCGCUCGGACCGGCCGCUGAUGGAGCUGUCCUUCCUCAACAUGACCACCGCCUUCCGCGGAAAGGCCAAGCGCGAGUCGGAAAUCCAGAGCGACCCGUCCAGUACGAGUGCUCCCGAAAGCGGUAGAUCGUCCAGCUCCAGUUCUAGCUCAAGUUCGAAUACAAAUGCAACCUUUAGCACGGAGAAGCCCGGUGGCGGUGGUGGGCAGAAAAAGCCAGCCCCCUCGAUCGACGACCUGGAAGGCUUCGACGAGCUAUCUGUCCGCGUCAUCGUUCACGGCUUCGGCUCGGCCUGUCCCCACGUUUGGAUUUACGAGAUGAAGACGGCUCUCAUGGCAGUGGAGGACUGCAUCGUGAUCUGCGUGGACUGGGAAAACGGCGCCACCUUCCCGAACUACGUGCGGGCGGCGGCCAACACGCGGCUCGUGGGCAAGCAGCUGGCCAUGCUGCUCCAGAAUCUGCAGCGGCACAAGGGCCUCAAUCUGAUGCGCACCCACCUCAUCGGCUUCAGCCUGGGCGCCCACGUGUCUGGUUUCGCCGGCGCCGAACUGCCGGGCCUCUCGCGGAUCACGGGCCUGGAUCCGGCGGGUCCGUUGUUCGAGGCCCAGCACCCGAAGGUGCGGCUGGACAGCAAUGACGCGGAGUUCGUCGACGUAAUUCACUCGAAUGGCGAGAACCUCAUUCUGGGAGGACUCGGCUCCUGGCAGCCCAUGGGCCACGUGGAUUAUUACCCCAAUGGCGGCCGCGUGCAGACGGGCUGCUCCAAUCUCUUUGUCGGCGCUGUCACUGACUUCAUUUGGUCGGCCCAGGCAGCCGAGGACGAAGAGGGCCGAUCGCUGUGCAACCAUCGGCGCGCCUACAAGUUCUUCAUCGACUCGGUGGCGCCGCGUUGCAUGUUUCCCGCCUUCCCGUGCGCCAACUACGACGACUUCCUCAAGGGCAAGUGCUUUCCCUGCGCCCAGGAUGAUGAGGAUCUUGCCGAGGGCGUGCCCCGGUGCGGCAACAUGGGCUACUAUGCCGACCGGUCCACGGGCCGCGGCCAGCUAUACCUUUUGACCCGAGAGGAGGAGCCCUUCUGCGCCCACCAGUUCCAGCUGCAGAUCUUCAACUCCUUCAACGACCUGCCACUGCGCACCAUCGGUCGCCUUGAGGCCAUUCUCGAGGACGAUGGUGGCCUCAAUGAGACCUUCGAAAUAUCCGAAAAGGACGAUGCGGAGUUCUUUGCCGGCGACAUCGUGUCCAAGAUUAUCGUGCCCCACCCCGCCCUGGGCUUCCCCACCACGCUGAGCCUCCACUAUAAGUCGUACAGCGGCUGGCUGAGCAAGGGCCUGCCCCACUGGGACAUCGACAAGGUGGUGCUCACCGACAGCUUCGGCCGCAGCCACUCCCUGUGCCGUCCGUCCACCAAGCUGAGCAGCGGCAGCCCCGUACGCAUGCGCCUGCAGGCCGGCAACUGUGAGUUGGACAACCAGGAGGAUUAUGGCGCCUACACCACUCAGCCACCGCAACAGGCCCCGCCACAGGCCACUCUGGCGCCCGCGCCCGCCUCCACGGAUGUGCCGGACUCCAGUGUCCAGGAGUCGGGCCUGAGCGCCGCUGCCGUCGACGGCGUGGAGAGUGUAAAGCAGCGCAAGGACAUCUUCAACCUCGGCACCAGCUUCAAGCUGGCCCAGAACCAGACCUAUCCGCUCGACCAAGGUGACGAGCUGCCCUGGCAGCCCAUUUUGGUGGGCAACUCGCUGGACAACGAGACAGCCGAGACGGUCGAGUCCAGUCGCAGUCUCUCGGACGCGGCAGUGCCCGAGGGUCAGGGGGGCCAGCCGAGUGAGAUCUUCGAGCCGGUGCUCAAGGACAGGCGGCUGGUGGCCUACAACCGUGGACGCAAUCUUCAGGACGACGGCACAACCACGGAGGAGAUCAUGGAGCCGGUGCUCAAGGCCACCACGCCGCGCGUCAAGCAGGGCAAGGAACUCGACCUGCGUCAGCUCGACGUCGCCCCAGAGAUGUCUCAGACAACCCCUUCACCUCUCCCUCCAUCUCCAUCUCUAUCUCCAUCUUCAGCUACGUCUGUGGCUCCCCCCAAAAUGAUGGCGCAGCUAGGCACCGGCCAGACCGCCCACACGGGCCAGGAUGAGCCGCAAACGGUGCAGUUAUUGCCCUUCCGCCUAGGCGAGCUGUUGCAGCGGGCCGAACGAUAUGCCCGAGAGACGCUCCUGCCCUUGAUCUCUGUGCAGGCACCGCGCUUCUUCGGCUUCAACGUGACGCCGCACGACCGGGAGCUAUCCCGUCCAGUCAGCGACCAGCGCAAGCCGCGAUACAUUCCCCGCUACGAAGAGUCCGCCUUUCUAAAUAACAGCACAAGCUCCCCCCCGCGCAAUGGUAGUGGCAAGACACGCGCCCAGAAGGCGGCGCGCCGCUCAGCGGUCCAGCAGCGCAAUCUCUUCCGACUGAUGCGCGCUCGCUCCGCCCAGAGGCGCGACGAGGAGCAAGAGCAAGAGGAGGAACACCGGAAGGUGCAGGAGAACGAGGUCAACUAUUACACCAAUGUGCUCCUUUCGGAGUCCCGGUCCAUGCGCCCAGAGGUGCCCGAGUAUCGGCCUGUGUUCGUUGAUCUGCCAACCUAUCGGCCGCCUCUGUCGGCCUCAUCAUCAUCAACAUCUGCAUCAGACUCAGGCUCAGCUUCAGCCUCAGCCUCGGUGUCUGGAUCAGCAUCGAAGUCUAGGGCAGUAAGGGUGGCCCGGCGUCGAGGCAGAGCCUCCUCAUUGGCGCUCCCCUAAGGCUCCGGGGUCUGUUAUCCAGGAAGAACACUUUGUGAUAUGAGAAUCUGGCAGCGCCAUGCAGGCCAUGUACCCUCGGAUCGUGGCUGGGGCAGUUCCCCCCGCAAAGCUAUCCAUCUCCCUCAACCGCCUUCCCACCCUGCCCCUUACGCAUUCCAAUUGUAGCCCCACACUCGGCGGGGGGUACACGGCGCACCAAAACUUUUAGCACUGUAAAUAUCCGAAAGAAACAUUAAUCGUGGCCGGAAACAGAUCGACAGAUUCAUGAAAUCGGAGAAUUUAGUGUAUAAGUUUAUAAAGUGAGAGAUUUACGAAUAAGAUUAAAACACUACAGUCGAGUGUCUCGACUCUAAGAUACGAGUCCCA
Molecule: messenger RNA, 5339 nt
Organism: Drosophila pseudoobscura
Lineage: Eukaryota; Metazoa; Arthropoda; Insecta; Diptera; Drosophilidae
Exons: 7
Coding region: 1857-4973 (1038 amino acids)
Biological process (GO): lipid catabolic process
Molecular function (GO): lipase activity
Source: RefSeq, a predicted model, not a curated record